Dovyalis caffra is the source of this 315-nucleotide messenger RNA. The record is from the annotation of a GenBank genome assembly. Lineage: Eukaryota; Viridiplantae; Streptophyta; Magnoliopsida; Malpighiales; Salicaceae.
AUGGCUAUAACAAAAUCCAACAAGUCUCCUCAAACAUCGGCUCUCAAACAAAUUGUCAAAAGAUGCUCAAGUUUUGGAAAGAAAAAUGGGUAUGACCAAGAUGGCCUGCCUGAUGAUGUACCAAAAGGCCAUUUUGUUGUUUAUGUAGGAGAGUAUAGAAGCAGAUAUAUCAUCCCAAUAUCAUGGUUGGAUCGUCCUGAGUUUCAAAGAUUACUUCAAAGAGCCGAGGAGGAAUUCGGCUUUAAACAUGGCAUGGGCCUCACUAUUCCUUGUGACGAAGUAGUCUUUCGGUCUCUAACAGAGAUGAUAAGAUAA